Molecule: messenger RNA, 543 nt
Organism: Anopheles marshallii
Lineage: Eukaryota; Metazoa; Arthropoda; Insecta; Diptera; Culicidae
Gene: AIMP3
Product: eukaryotic translation elongation factor 1 epsilon-1
Exons: 4
Coding region: 1-543 (180 amino acids)
Biological process (GO): positive regulation of DNA damage response, signal transduction by p53 class mediator
Cellular component (GO): cytoplasm; aminoacyl-tRNA synthetase multienzyme complex; nucleus
Source: RefSeq, a predicted model, not a curated record
AUGUGCAGCGUUGAUAAUACAAAGCGUAUUGCCACCUUUCUCGAGGUGCCACUUGGAAAAGUGGGCUACAAUUCCGAAAAGAUUCUAACCAGGACCAAAUCCUCCUCGGAACCCAGCAUCUCAGGAUUUUCCUCCAUAGUACAGUCGCUGAUCCGCGAAUCGAAAAAGUCCUCAGUGCGACAGAUUCAUUCGGAUUUUGAAACGGAAUGCCAAAUACUGCAGUGGCUGGACUAUGCCGUACUGUUUGUGGCUCCAUCUAACAAGGAUAAGCACACGGCCAAGAACCUGUUGGAAGAACUCAAUUUCUACUUGCAAUCCCGAUCGUACUUGGUAAACGAUACUCUCAGCGUGGCGGACGUUGUGGUUUUCCAUACGAUCCACGAAACUAUGGCAAACCUGCAACCACUCGAAAAGGAAAACUUCCUGAAUGUAUCCCGUUGGUUUCAUCAUCUCCAGCAGCUGGAAGAAAUCCGUCAAGGGAAACUUCUGCUGAACUUUUCCACUCUACAGCUAUUGGAAUGGGCCACCGGCACCCACACAUAA